GGGGUUAAUAGUGAAUAUUCGUGAAAUGCCAGCUCAGUCAUUAUGGGAAACGGCGCCAUUUACUAAACCAAAAUGGCAAAGAGGUGAACUGACAAAAAUACCCCUCUCAUAGAGUGUCCCCAAAUUUUCUGGCCAAGAAGACGACGAUUAUCACCUUCUCUCAAACCCUAGCCCUAAUCCUAAUUUCCAUCAAAUAUGAGCGAAGAAGGGAAGAGCAGAGGCCUCUCCGGCCAACAAUCCAAUCAGAUUCCCUACGGCACGUUUCAAGGCGUCGCCAACUACCCUCCUCUGCCACCUGCUCAUCAUCCUCAGCCGGUCAUCGGUAUUCCUCAGCCUGUUCCUCCGCCUGGUUACUACUCUCAUGGAUACCAAACUGUUCCAGGCUAUGCUGUUGUUGAAGGGAGGCCAGUGAGAGAGCGGCGUCUUCCCUGCUGCGGUAUUGGUAUUGGUUGGUUAUUGUUUAUCAUUGGUUUCUUUUGUGCUGCCAUUCCAUGGUAUAUUGGAGCUUUCAUUCUACUUUGUGUUCGAGUUGAUUACAGAGAAAAACCUGGACUUAUUGCAUGCACAAUAGCUACUGUUCUAGCCGUGAUUGCCAUUACUCUUGGUGUAACAAAGGGAACACACGCAUGGUGAAAGUUUUACAGGCCUUUAGAAAAAAAAAAAAAUGAAUGUAUAUUCUGGCUCCAUAUCUCAGAAAAAUGUUUGCUGGCCAUUGUUUUUAUUUCGCUUUUGAGACCCCUUUAAAACUAUAAAGGUUAGUCAAGAAGUUAUUGGGUGUUUA
Vitis vinifera (wine grape) is the source of this 781-nucleotide messenger RNA. RefSeq lists its product as uncharacterized. The transcript is spliced from 4 exons. Lineage: Eukaryota; Viridiplantae; Streptophyta; Magnoliopsida; Vitales; Vitaceae. Bases 196 to 633 code for a protein of 145 amino acids. The record is from RefSeq and is marked validated.